GCGGAACCUUUAUACGCUUGGAAACAUUGUUCGCACGGACCUAUAUCAGCGACGGACACAUUCUGAUCCGCAACGCUUGAAAUGGCUGUCACACUUCACACCGACCUGGGAGAGAUUAAAAUCGAGUUAUUCUGUGAACGCACGCCCAGAACAUGUGAGAACUUCCUGGCUCUGUGUGCCAGCGGCUUCUACAGCGGCUCCAUCUUCCACAGAAACAUCAAAGGCUUCAUGGUGCAGACAGGAGACCCCACAGGCACCGGGAAAGGAGGGACGAGUAUCUGGGGUCGCAAGUUUGAAGACGAGUUCAGCGAGCAUUUAAAGCAUAAUGUCCGAGGCGUGGUCUCCAUGGCCAACAAUGGGCCCAACACCAACGGCUCACAGUUUUUCUUCACGUACGCCAAACAGCCCCAUCUGGACAUGAAGUAUACAGUCUUUGGAAAGAUCAUCGAUGGCUUGGAAACACUGGACGAGCUGGAAAAAUUGCCUGUCAAUGAAAAGACUUUUCGGCCGCUGACUGAAACCCGGAUAAAGGACGUGACCAUCCACGCCAACCCUUUCGCUCAAUAGCCGACCUCAUCUUCAGAGAAUGGUGCCUAGAUGUGGACUCUCAAAGCAAAAACUAAAAGCCUGAUGGGCUAGAAGUUGUAUAAACAUCCUCCAGACAGCAAUCUGUAUCUUAAGUGCUUCAAAACAUCUUCUUUUAACAUUUGUCUCAUUUUAAUUUGUAUAUUUGGUAAUUUUCUCCUUAUAGGUUUUUUUUUAAAUGACAAAAUUGACAGUACUGCAUUAAAUUGUUUUUCAUACAGAAAUGUGUAAAUAAAUUGUUUUGUACUGAAUAAUGCUUUUAGGUUU
Molecule: messenger RNA, 852 nt
Organism: Salarias fasciatus (jewelled blenny)
Lineage: Eukaryota; Metazoa; Chordata; Actinopteri; Blenniiformes; Blenniidae
Gene: ppil3
Product: peptidylprolyl isomerase (cyclophilin)-like 3
Exons: 6
Coding region: 82-567 (161 amino acids)
Biological process (GO): protein folding; protein peptidyl-prolyl isomerization
Cellular component (GO): catalytic step 2 spliceosome
Molecular function (GO): peptidyl-prolyl cis-trans isomerase activity
Source: RefSeq, a predicted model, not a curated record